CGUUUUGAUGAACUCGCGCCAGUCAUAUAGCGAAACAAACCAAGAAUUUACAGACAUAUUUUAAAAAGGAAAAGUUUGAACAAAUUAAAAAGAAUUCAUUAAAAAUAAUUAAAAAGAAUAGGAACACUAGUGCUAGUGAAGUGAAGAAAAGGGCGAAGAAAAGAACACCCUACAGUGAUCUGUGGAGUGAAAAAAAAGGAAAAAAAAAACUAGACUAAAAUAAGCCCACUGGGUGGAGGGCACCCCACACCAUAAUCCAGUACCCAAACCGUACGGAAGGCUCAGCUACAGAGCCCCAUCACCACCUACGAGCACCAAUCUCGCCAAACGACAACCAGCACCAUCCACAGCAGCCGCAAUCAAGAUGCAGAGGAGGUAUUUGUGAUGUUGUGGCAACAAAAAGUGGAUGACUUGAGGGGGCCCAGAAAAAACAGCCAUGUCUAUCAGGAGAUGGCGGCAGAAAUGCAGAUGCAAGGAUAUGAUGUCAAUUCCUCAUCUGUCAAAAUUAAGAUUGACAAUUUGACGGCAAAAUAUAGGAAGGCCAAGGCAGGUAUGGGGACGACUGGAGGCUCACCUGCUUCUUGGCAUUUAUUUGAGCAGGUGCACCAAAUAAUUGGUGGCUUCUCCAUCAAUAACGUGGAAGAGCUGAUAGAAGAGAGUUUUGAAGAUUCGAUGUCAUCAUCCCCGACAAAUAUCUCGCCGCUUUUUCCUUCUCUUCCCCAGCUGUCGCCAUCACCGUCGUGUUCAUCACCACUGCCGUCAGGAUCGGGAGGGGCAACACUUCCCCCAUCAAUAUCAAGCGCAGCAACAUCUACCAGAUCUGGAAAACAAAAACAGAUGGAUCGAUUAGUGACGAUUUGUGAGGGUAUCCAAAGCAAUUUUUCGGAGGCUAUGGAAAAAUUCACAAAAUCGAACGAUGAAUUGGUCGAAAUAGAAAAGGCAAAGCUAGUCGCAAUGCAGGAACUGCAGAGGGAUGCAAGAAGGCUGACGGAUGGACUACUUUAUUUUUUAAAUAUAUUUUAAGGAAAUAGUAUGUAGAAAUUAGACUGAAUUAUUUUGUUUUUAUUUUUGAAGUAGAUAUUAAGGAAAUAGUAUAUAAGGUUUUGAGAAUUGCACUGAAUUAUUUUGUUUACAUUUUUGAAGUAGAUUUUAAGUAUAUAGAUUUUAAGGAAUUAGUAAGUAAGGUUUUGAGAAUUGGACUGAAUUGUUUUGUUUACAUUUUUGAAGUAGAUUUUAAGUAUAUAGAAAGUAAGAUUUUGUGAACUGAAGUGCUUGGAUUUGAAAUUGUGAUAACAUUUUGCUAGAGUACCUUUUUCCUUUUUUAAAACUAAAAGUUUUUUUUUUUACUUCGCGUCAAGAUAAAAAGACAUGA
Messenger RNA from Rhagoletis zephyria (snowberry fruit fly), 1372 nucleotides. RefSeq lists its product as uncharacterized. The record is from RefSeq and is a predicted model, not a curated record. Gene Ontology annotation, biological process: positive regulation of DNA-templated transcription. Lineage: Eukaryota; Metazoa; Arthropoda; Insecta; Diptera; Tephritidae. Gene Ontology annotation, cellular component: nuclear body.